GAGAUCGGUGCGACGAGCGUGCGCGCGAGAACGAGGCGGAGACUCCCCCCACCCUCCCCUCAUUCUCCUCUCCGAACCCUUUCCCAUCUCUCCUCUCCUCUCUCUCCAUCUCUCUCUCCUCGCUGAUCCCCCCUCAUCAAGGGCUCCCUCUCUCCGCCGCCAUUAAUGGCGUCCUCCUCCUCCUCCGCCGCUGCCUCUCAGCGGCUCCGCGAGCUCCAAUCCCUCCCCGGCAACAGGACGUGCGUCGACUGCGCCCAGAAGAACCCCCAGUGGGCCUCCGUACCCCACGGCGUCUUCAUGUGCCUCGAGUGCUCCGGCAAGCACCGCGGCCUCGGCGUCCACGUGAGCUUCGUCCGCUCCGUCACCAUGGACUCGUGGUCCGAGCUCCAGAUCCGGAAGAUGGAGGCCGGUGGGGGGAACGACCCCUUCAACGCCUUCCUCGCCGCCCGCGGCGUCCCCAAGGAAACCCCCAUUCCGGCCAAGUACAACUCCGCCGCCGCCGCCCUCUACCGCGACCGCGUCCAAACCCUAGCCGAUGGUCGCCAAUGGCGAGAUCCGCCUCUGAUCGCGGAGGAAACGCUAGGGACCGAGUGUUGGGGGGGCUGGGACGAUGACGCGAACUCCCGAUCGGCCGCGGAUCUGCGGCGGCAUCAAUCGGUGGGGAAUCUUAAAGCAGGAGGAGGGGGAGGAGGUAUGGGGAUCGAGUCGAGGUCGAGAUCGACGGAGGAUCUCCACGCUAGGGCUCGGAUCGAGGCAUCGGCGGCGAACAAGGAGAGCUUCUUCUCGAGGAGGGUAACCGAGAACGCGGCGAGACCGGAAGGGAUCCCACCCUCUCAGGGGGGGAGGUACGUAGGGUUUGGGUCGAGCCCCGCGAUGCCGCGAAGCAGUUCGCAGGGGGACGUGCUCAGAGAUACGGUUUCGGCCGUUUCUCAGGGUUUUGGCCUACUCUCCAUGGUUGCAGCUUCUGCAGCACAAUCUGCUGCUAAUGUAGUCCAAGCAGGGACAAAAGAGCUUACUUCAAAGGUGUUAGAGGGAGGCUACGAACAUAGGGUGAAUGAAACAGUGAAUGUGGUCGCCACAAAAACUACUGAAAUAGGUCAGAAGACGUGGGACAUGAUGAAAGGAGUCGUGGCAAUAGCUUCACAAAAGGUUGAGGAGUAUGCUAGAGAAGGCGUAAGUUGGAAGGAGGAAGAUUGGCCGCGAAAUGAGAGCGAGAGAAAUGGAUGCCGUAGCAAAGAGCUCGGCCCAGAGAAUAAGAGUUCGGACUCUCCCGGACAGCAUUCGUCAUCUCGAGAUUCAUGGGAUGACUGGGAUUCGAACGACAAAAAGGAAGAGGAAGGGAUUCAUGGCAGAGACAGCUGGGGCGGAUGGGAUAUCGCAAAAGAUGAUGGCUACGAGAACUACGAAAACUCAUCUAACAAGCAUGCCGACCACAGUCGAAAAUCCGACUCGGCUUGGUCCGACAGUGGUUUUCUUUGAGAAGGAUGAUUUGUUCAGUAUCUCUUCUCCACCUGGAAAAGUAGAUCUAAAAGUUUCGCAUUGUUUAUUUGGUUCUGUUGCUAUAGAUAUCUGUAAUACAAAAUGCUGUUUCUGGGAUUAGCUAUUAUGUUUGUGUAAGAAACAGAGAGAGUGGAGAAUUGUAGCCAUGAUGUAAAAGCUAGCAACCUUCAUUUGGGCUUUCUUUUCCCCAGGUAUAACAAGUUAUUAAAGCUUUGUAUGAAA
Ananas comosus (pineapple) is the source of this 1722-nucleotide messenger RNA. RefSeq names its product probable ADP-ribosylation factor GTPase-activating protein AGD6. The coding region runs from base 166 to 1479 and encodes 437 amino acids. Gene Ontology annotation, molecular function: GTPase activator activity. The transcript has 4 exons. The record is from RefSeq and is a predicted model, not a curated record. Gene Ontology annotation, biological process: vesicle-mediated transport. Lineage: Eukaryota; Viridiplantae; Streptophyta; Magnoliopsida; Poales; Bromeliaceae.